Molecule: messenger RNA, 2209 nt
Organism: Impatiens glandulifera
Lineage: Eukaryota; Viridiplantae; Streptophyta; Magnoliopsida; Ericales; Balsaminaceae
Product: putative UDP-glucuronate:xylan alpha-glucuronosyltransferase 3
Exons: 5
Coding region: 151-2073 (640 amino acids)
Biological process (GO): xylan biosynthetic process
Molecular function (GO): glycosyltransferase activity
Source: RefSeq, a predicted model, not a curated record
CUUUAUAAAACCUUGCUCAAUUUACUUACUGUAUAUUUUUCUGGUCACACUAACUGCCUACAGGAUACAGAAAUGGAGUCUCUCCAUUCUCAACGCCAAUUCCUGAGCUAGAUCAGAUGCCGUCUCUACGAGUUUUGAAUUUUGUUGAAGAUGAGAGGAAGUAUUGGCGGUACUCCUAGUUCCGCUGAAGCUCGUCACCGACUUCCCGUAACCGUUGAAGAACCAAACAAGCGAAAGACUUUUAGAAUCAAGAGUGCCCAUCGUAGUCUCUUUCAAUAUAGGAAUUGGAACUCCAGGUUCUCCACUUUGAAAUUCAUACUGGUCAUCGUCGUUUUGGGGGGACUCUAUACACUCUUCCACUCACCAUCCGUUUACAACACAGACCAUCCAUCAGAUUAUGCAUCUAGGCCAAGUCUUGCAGAUUUAUGGACAAGGGAAACACCUCAUGUUGAUCAUCGUUAUGCAUCAUCGUUGGAUAUAGAUUGGGCCCAAAUAUCAGUGGUAACUGAGAGCUUGACUGGUACAAAUGCAUAUCAAGGCAUAGGCAUACUAAACUUCAACAACAGUGAAAUCAACCAUUGGAAGGAACUUAUUCCUGAUGCAGAACAUGUUAUCCUCCAUUUGGAUCCCGUUUCAAAAAACACCACGUGGAAUUCAUUGUACCCAGAAUGGAUAGACGAGGAAGAAGACUACGAGUUUCCUGUUUGUCCUUCCCUUCCAAAACUUAAAGUUCCUGGAAAGCCACGGAUAGAUCUCGUUGCUGUCAAACUUCCUUGUAAUAAAUCAGGAGACUGGUUAAGAGAUGUUGCCCGUCUUCAUUUACAACUUGCAGUUGCAGACUUAGCUGCAUUCGCUAAAGGCUAUCAUCCACUCUUUGUACUUCUAGUAACUGAUUGCUUUCCAACUCCAAAUCUUUUCAGUUACAAUGAACUGGUUGAGCAUGGAAGCAGUGUGUGGUUAUAUGAGCCCAAUCUUCACAGAUUAAAAGAGAUGAUACAACUCCCAGUUGGGUCUUGUGAGCUUGCAAUUCCUCUGCGAGCUAAAGAGAAUACAUAUUCUGGGAACCCAAAGCGAGAAGCUUACGCCACCAUCCUACAUUCAGCACACGUGUAUGUCUGCGGUGCGAUCGUCGCAGCUCAGAGCAUCCGCAUGGCUGGUUCCACGCGCGACCUGGUUAUACUUGUGGACGACACGAUCAGCAGUUAUCAUCGUGAAGGACUGGAGGCUGCUGGCUGGAAAAUUCGAACCAUAGAGAGAAUAAGAAACCCGAAAGCUGAACGAGAUGCUUAUAACGAAUGGAACUACAGCAAAUUCCGCCUCUGGCAGUUGACGGAUUAUGAUAAGAUAAUCUUCAUCGACGCUGAUUUGCUUAUUCAACGAAACAUGGAUUUCCUUUUUCAGAUGCCUGAGAUAUCAGCCACGGGUAAUAAUGGGUCCCUUUUUAAUUCAGGUGUGAUGGUUAUCGAGCCGUCGAAUUAUACAUUCGAGCUGUUGAUGGAUCAUAUAAACGAGAUAGAGUCGUAUAACGGAGGAGACCAGGGGUACUUGAACGAGAUCUUCACAUGGUGGCAUAGGAUUCCGAAAUACAUGAACUUCUUGAAGCAUUUCUGGGAAGGAGAUGAGGAAGAGAAGAAAGCUGUGAAAACAAGCCUGUUUGGUGCGGAUCCACCUGUUUUAUAUGUGAUACAUUAUCUCGGUUUAAAACCAUGGCUUUGUUUUCGUGACUAUGACUGUAACUGGAAUGUGGAUAUAUUACACGAGUUUGCGAGUGAUGUUGCACACAAGACGUGGUGGAAGGUUCACGACGCGAUGCCAGAGAAUUUGCAUAAGUAUUGUUUGCUCCGGUCGAAACAGAAGGCGUCUCUUGAAUGGGACAGGAGACAAGCCGAGAAAGGGAAUUACACGGAUGGACAUUGGAAGGUUGAAAUUCAAGACCCUCGGUUGAAGAUUUGUUUUGAGGACUUUUGUUAUUGGGAGAGCAUGCUUUGGCAUUGGGGUGAAACCAACUGGACUGAUGCAACCGCCAUCGCUCCACCACCACCGUCGCCGCCAGUACUGCCACUGCCUGCUUAAAGCAGCGUCUUUUUCAGAUUUGUGAUUUUUCUUUUAGGAUUUCCAUGUGAGGAAGUUUGUCUUUGUUUGAGAAUACAACACAUACAAAACCAUGAGUGUAAUUGUAAUGGUAACGGUAAAAUGAUUACAGUAAUGC